Messenger RNA from Gekko japonicus, 2639 nucleotides. RefSeq names its product zinc and ring finger 3 (gene ZNRF3). Lineage: Eukaryota; Metazoa; Chordata; Lepidosauria; Squamata; Gekkonidae. The record is from RefSeq and is a predicted model, not a curated record. Gene Ontology annotation, biological process: Wnt receptor catabolic process; negative regulation of canonical Wnt signaling pathway; ubiquitin-dependent protein catabolic process. Gene Ontology annotation, molecular function: ubiquitin protein ligase activity; frizzled binding. The coding region runs from base 1 to 2400 and encodes 799 amino acids. The transcript is spliced from 8 exons.
AUGCAUCCGCUGGGGCUCUGCAACAGCAACGACGAAGAGGACUUGUACGAGUACGGCUGGGUCGGAGUCGUGAAACUAGAGCAGCCAGAGCUGGAGCCCAAGCCCUGUCUCACCGUCCUGGGCAAGGCCAAGCGGGCAGUGCAGAGAGGGGCCACAGCUGUCAUAUUUGACGUGUCUGAAAAUCCAGAUGCCAUCGAUCAGUUGAACCAAGGCUUGGAAGACCCUCUGAAGAGACCUGUCGUAUACGUGAAGGGGCCUGAUGCUAUCAAACUGAUGAAUAUUGUUAACAAACAGAAGGUUGCCCGGGCCAGGAUUCAGCACCGGCCUCCCCCGCAACCUACAGAAUACUUCGAUAUGGGGAUUUUCUUGGCCUUUUUUGUGGUGGUGUCCCUGGUCUGCCUUGUUCUUCUUGUCAAGAUCAAACUGAAGCAGCGCCGCAGCCAGAGUUCCAUGAACAGGCUGGCUGUGCAGGCGCUGGAAAAGAUGGAGACACGGAAGUUCAAAUCCAAGCUGAAAGGGCACUCCGAAGAGAGCUGCAGUGCUCUGGAUACACUCAGCAGCAGCUCCACCUCUGACUGUGCCAUUUGCCUGGAGAAAUAUGUCGAUGGGGAGGAGCUGAGAGUGAUUCCUUGUGCUCACCGGUUCCACAGGAAGUGCGUGGACCCGUGGCUUUUGCAGCAUCACACAUGCCCACAUUGCCGUCACAACAUCAUAGAGCAAAAGAAAGGAUCCCCAGGACAGAUGUGUGAGGAAUUUGCCAACCAGAUCCGUAGCCGGCAGCAGCAGCAGCGGCCUAUGAUCCUUCCGGUUCAUUAUCCCGGCCGAGUCCACAGAGCCGGCCAGGUCACUGCGUACCCAACCCGGACGAGUAUGGACCACCACGGGAACCCCAUCACAGUCCUGACGGUGGACCGGCAUGGGGAGGCCCCCGCCUUCCUCCAGAGCUACCAGCCUAUCCACUUGGACCACACUCUGAGCGCCCAUCCCUGUGGCGUGGAGCACAGGGCCUACCCCGCAGCACACCCCUUCCGGAGGCCCAAGUUCAGUGGCCAUAACUUCCCCAAGCCCGCUUGCUUCUCGCAGUACGGAACCAUGUUUCAGCACUACUAUUUCCAGGGCCUGAGCUACCCAGAGCAGAACGGGCAGCUUCCCCUGGGCGUGGCCGCCAAAGGCCCGGCUCGCGCCUUCCAGCCUGUGGGCAGCAGGCUUUUCCCUCCAGUGGUCCACGUAGCCCCCUCGUCCCACCUGGAGAGCAGCAGCGCUUCCAGCUUCAGCUGCUACCAUGGCCACCGUUCCGUGUGCAGUGGCUACCUGGCUGACUGUCCGGGCAGUGACAGCAGCAGCAGCAGCUCUGCCCAGUGCCGCUGCUCCUCCAGUGACUCCAUGGUAGACUGCACGGAAGUGAGCAACCAGGGCGUCUAUGGGAGCUGCUCCACCUUUCGCAGCUCUCUGAGCAGUGACUACGACCCAUACAUCUAUCGCAGCAAAAGCCCCUGCCGAGGAAGUGAAGGGGGUGGGGUGAGCAGAGGGACUGUGGUUCUUGUCGAAGGCCUCCAUUCAUCCCGCCUGGCUGGGGGCGAGUGCUUCCCUGUGUCGGCCAUCUCUGCAGGGGACCAGCUUUCGGACUGCAGCCUGGAGAUGAAUUACAGCAGCAGCUCCUCCUCCUCCCUGGAGCAGCACAGGGAGCCACCCGGCACCGUCUCAGAGGGAGCCCUCGGAGCCCUCUCUGGGGCAGCUGGGGAGGCGGGGCAGACCUGCAGAGGGGCUCCGGAGCAAGCCUGUGCCUGCCACCAGGAGUCCACAGGCACGGUGGCGGAAUGCAGCACGCUUCUCCUGGGGCCAUCGUUUUGGACAGGAUGUGGCCCUGGGCAAGAGCCUGCGGCAGGGAGAGGCCAUGGCUUGUACAGUAUUCGGACGGAAGGGGGGGAAUGCGAGGCCUUGCCUUGUUGCUUCUAUGAAGAGAAGCAGGUGACCAGCAGCAACAGCCCUAGCCCAGCCGCCCGCCACGCAGAGGACUAUUCCGUGAACGUGCAGUAUGUGUGUGCUGAGGAGGACCCCUUGCCGAGCUGCUACACAGGGGGGUGCGGCCUGGGCCAGCGGAUCACCAUCAUUCCUGAAGACAGAGAUGGUGAGCCGGCUGUGCCCGUGGAGUGCCAAGGAGGCAGCAGCCCUUGGGAGGGGCCAUGUGAGGCGGACACUGACGGGCUUCGGCCAGCUCCUGGGGAGGUGCACAGCAAGCAGGAAGAGGAGUUGUGCUACCAGCCAAUGGGCUUUCUGCAGAAGGAGGCCCGGGGACUCUUUGCAAGCCCUGCCCUGAGUUGUUCUGAGGCCACAGUGUUGGCAGUAGGCACCCAGGUAUCAGACUGCUCUUCCAUCGGGAGAUUUCCAGCUGGGGACUAGCCUGCGGAGGAACCACCAGUUUGGAGGACUCUCCACCCCUGCUGGACUUCUAAACUGUUCUUAGCUCUGGCUAACUCAUGGCAGUUGUCACUGGAGAAGGCUGUGUGCUAUCUCCGCAGCGGAAGUCGGGGUAUUCGGCGUGAGCUUGCCCUGGGCAGACUUGGUGCCACAUGGCAGCUCGAUGCAAAGUGUUCUUUAGAGACAGACCACUGCUCCACCCAUGGCUGCAGGACAGAACC